AGAUAAUGACAAGUACACCACCUUUUUGUUGUUCUUUCCAUGUGAUCUUUCCUUGGAGGAUGUGCGAACUCUCCUCUUACACAAACUCACCCAAUAUGCCUCACCAUCACCCAAUAUCACAACUUGCCUUGCACCAUUUCAACUCCUUUCUCCACCAUUAACAUCCCUUUUACUAUCAUCAUCUCAUUACAUUCCAUAUUCAUCCCUCUCUCCACCAAUAUAACUUCAACAUUCUGAAGUUGCAGUUAGAAAAACCAAAAACAAAAAUUGCCCAUUUCUUUUUCAACCAAAAAUUUUCUUGGGUACCUUUCGGAAGUCUCUAAAUUUACUCUUUCUUUAUCUGGGUAUUCUGUUUCAUUGUUUUAAUAUCUGGGUGUCUCAUUGAAGUUAAAAAUAAGAGGUUGUAAGUGCAUGUUGAGUGAUUGGAUGAAUUCUAUGAAGCAAUGAAGAUGAAGUCAUUAAGCAGGGUUGGACUUGGUUUAAGUGUGGUAUUUACUUGUUUAUUAUUAGCACUAAUUGCUGAAAUUUACUACUUAUUAUGGUGGAAAAGAAGAAUCUUUAAGAGAGAGAUUAAGGAUGAUUAUAAUACUAGGAAUACAUCAAAGGACUAUUUUUACAUGUUUUGUUGCAAAACACAAUCAAACGCUUCAGCAUUGAAUAUUUCCACAGUUAUCCCAAAUGCCCAAAUCCAUCAAUCAUCUGACCAAGAUUUCCAUUUCCAUUCCCAAGAUAACAAGGAUUAUAUGGUUAAACCCUUUGAAGAAAAUGGUGGUGUUGGUAAUGGUAAUGGUAAUGGGAAUGGGAUUGAUUUCAUGACAGGUCCACCAAGGUUUUUAUUCACUAUUAGAGAGGAAACAAAAGAGGAAUUGGAAUCAGAAGAUGGGAAAUCAAGGAAAGGGAAAAGUAGAAGUUUAAAUGAUUUCCUGAAAAAUGUUGAAAAUAAUAAUACUCCAUAUGUUACACCAAUUUCUUCUCCUCAAUUUGUGACACCUCCAAUAACACCAAUGGGUUCAUGUCAUAGUAGUCAAAGUGGUGGGUACAAUCCAUUUUUUGAGUGUUCAAGUGAUGCUGAAUUUAAUAAGAUUGUGAAAUGUUCUCCACCUCCAAAGUUCAAGUUCUUAAGGGAUGCUGAGGUUAAAUUACAGAGAAAAAUUAUGUUGAUGGAAGAAGCAAAAAAGGAGGCAAAUUUGCAAAGAAUUGCUGAGGAAAAUGGGUCUUUUAUUAGAAUUAUUGUUGCUAAAAACAAUGGGAAUGAUACAUCAAAUCACCAUUACCAUUCCCCUCAUUGUCGUACAGAUGAUUCUUCUUCUUCUUCUUCUUCUUCAGCACAGGUACUUCCUUUGGCUUCUUCUCCUUCAUCUAACAGAAAAUUCAAGAGUUUUUUGAUGGUAUAAUGUAUGAUGAACUAUGUUUUUUUUUUAUAUAAUUUUUUAUGUAUUUUUUGUAUGACAGUAUUUCUGAAUAUUAUUUGGGAUGUUUGUUAUCCCAGUAGUGGUGGUGUUGUGGGAGUGCAGAUUUUGGUCAAACUAUAAUACCCACAAAUUUUUUAUAUUUACUUUGAUCCCUUUCUUUUUUUUGA
This is a messenger RNA of Beta vulgaris subsp. vulgaris (sugar beet), 1579 nucleotides long. RefSeq lists its product as uncharacterized. The transcript has a single exon. Bases 444 to 1394 code for a protein of 316 amino acids. The record is from RefSeq and is a predicted model, not a curated record. NCBI's taxonomy places the organism in Eukaryota, Viridiplantae, Streptophyta, Magnoliopsida, Caryophyllales, Amaranthaceae.